AUGACAUUGACAUGUGAAAACAUCCGUGUUGAUGGCCACAGCUUUGAUCUGUCAAAGCUGCGCGGGCCGCACUCUGUGGUCACGACUUUGUAUCAACCUAGUCCUCCUAGGCACUACAACACCACAUAUACUCUGGAUGUCUGCGGGCCGCUGAAAAAGAGCGGAAAGGUCAGCAAGGAUGAGCAGUGUCCGACUGGCACGAGAGUGUGCGCGAUCAAACGACUUCUUAAAGAGAACACCGAUACCAUCGAGGACAUUAACGCGAUAGCCGGAAACCUUGAGAAUGCCGGCGGCUCGCAGUUCGACUAUACCGUGACGAGACUCAAGACGAGCGACUCGACCUCCGACUCGCAGAAAGAAGGUCUACGAUUGGUCCUCAAGGGCGGGAAGCACCACCCCAUUGGACAACCGUCCACAUCUGUCCGAGAACAGAGGGCCAUUGUCGAGUUUAUCUGCGAUCGCAAUAAGACAGGCACUGAGGGAGAGUGGGACGCGGAGGAUAAGUACGACGCGAAGAAGUUCCGUCUUCGCGACGAGGAGAAGAAGGAGGAUGGUGACAAGAAGGACGACGAUAAGGGCAAGGAGGGCGAUGGCAAAGAUGGCGAUGACAAAAAGGAAGGCGAUACUGACGAUGAGAAGGAGCACCAGUUGAAGAACAAGGAUGCGUCUCUAAUUUGGGAGAGCUUCACGGCGGAGAAGGACGCCGAUGUCCUGCGCUUGACUUGGUACACCCAGUAUGCUUGUGAGAGCCGAGACGACAAUGGCAGUGGCGAUGAUGGUGGCGAGAAGGGCUCUUGGGGCUUCUUCACUUGGUUCAUCAUUAUCGCGUUUCUCGGUAUCGCUGCCUACUUGGUGUUUUCUAGCUGGUUGAACUAUAACCGCUAUGGAGCUCGAGGCUGGGAUCUCCUACCUCACAGCGAUAGCAUUCGCGAUGUCCCGUAUCUACUGAAGGAUUGGGUUCGUCGAGUUUUGAACACCGUGCAGGGGACGGGCAGUCGCGGAGGCUACAGCGCAGUUUGA
Messenger RNA from Ilyonectria robusta, 1020 nucleotides. RefSeq names its product autophagy-related protein 27. The record is from RefSeq and is a predicted model, not a curated record. The coding region runs from base 1 to 1020 and encodes 339 amino acids. The transcript is spliced from 3 exons. NCBI's taxonomy places the organism in Eukaryota, Fungi, Ascomycota, Sordariomycetes, Hypocreales, Nectriaceae.